UUGUAAAAUUCCUAGUUAAUUAUUCAAUAUCAACUGACAUGCAAGUGAAACUAUUGACAAGUUUAAUACGCUAAUGUAACAUAAUGCGGAUUACGAUUUCAAUCUAUUUAGUUGAAACUUUCACCGCGAAGAAACAUAAUCAUGAAGUUGUUCUGCCCUUCUAAUAUUUACCAAGAAUCUUGGUUACUGUUGAGUAUAACGAAAUUAUUAGGUUUAUAUCCUAUCAAAUUUUUCAGAAUUGCAUUUCCAAAUUAUUUAUAUGUAUCUAUAUUAGUGGCGCUUUAUUGGUUUUGUCAUUGGCAGUUUUUAUAUUACAUAUUUGACAUGUUUGAUAAAUUUCGUUCUAUAAAUGACACGUUUUUACUUAGAUAUGUUCGAGUUUACUUAAAUAUACUUUCGUAUCCUAUAAUAAUAAUUUCAAGUAUGUACAAAUGCUCAAAAGUAAAAAAAGCAUUCGAACAGUUAGAUACCGUUGACGAAAGCGCUAAGUUCUUAAAUAUAGAGAUCGAUCAUUCUUUAUGUAUGAAAAAUGAUAUUGUUAGAAUAACUACUGCGAUAUUUGUAGUACUAACUUGUAAUUUAAUGGAUUACUAUGGAUUAUUGGAUAACGAUUCAGGCUUUAUAUAUCUUCUUAUAUGGGUAAUUGAUAGACUACCCGAUUUUGUUUGUGUAAUAGUAAUAUGUUCUUUUACUGUAUUUAUGUAUAAAAUUGAGAUUAGAUUUAUGCAAAUAAAUACGAUAUUAAAUAUUAUUACAAAAGGAAAACAUUUCAUUUCUAUCUCUGAGAUGUCCGAUAUGAACAAUGUUUCCAGAUAUAGAUUAUUAAAAUGGCUUCGAUUCGAAUUACACAAAACAAUGUCACUUUUAAAUGAAGCAUAUAGUUAUCGAUUCAAACUCAUGACAAUAAUAUAUAUUGGAUAUAUAUGUCUACAUGUGUGUAUCAUCUAUAACCAUACUUUUAACACAUUUUAUGCACCUGAUGUAAUACUGAGUUUUACAUGGAGUACCAUUGAUUUAAUCAAACUCGUCUACUUAAUUCAUUUAUAUGGCAAUCUAACGCUAGAGAUACCAACUGAUUAA
Bombus pyrosoma is the source of this 1080-nucleotide messenger RNA. RefSeq lists its product as uncharacterized. The transcript is spliced from 4 exons. Gene Ontology annotation, cellular component: membrane. The record is from RefSeq and is a predicted model, not a curated record. Lineage: Eukaryota; Metazoa; Arthropoda; Insecta; Hymenoptera; Apidae. Bases 142 to 1080 code for a protein of 312 amino acids. Gene Ontology annotation, biological process: sensory perception of taste.